AUGUAUCCAGCCAAAGAGUGGUUUGAUUACCUUCAAUCAAAUACAUGCAUCCUGUCGACCAUUUUUAUCAAUAGCUUGGAGAUAUUUUUCGUCAUAAGUGGUUUCUUGUUAACUGACUCGAUAUUAACGAAUAAGGACAAUGAUGAGACGAAUUAUUUUACAUUCAUUUUGAAACGUUCGUUUCGCUACUAUCCUGGUUUGAUAUUGAUGUUCCUAUAUAUGUAUGUAUUCGGUGAUCUGGAACAAUCUUAUCCACAUAAUUUGAAAUCUACGGUCUCAAACUAUCUCGUUCAUCUGCUAUUCUUGUUGAAUUAUACCAACCUUGAUCAUUGGUUUUAUACAUUACAUGUCCACUGGUCAAAUUGUCUCGAUUUCCAUGUAUAUGUUGUACUGUCUCUAAUACUUCGACAAUUGUGGAUUAAAUAUAAAUUAACCUUAAAUCAAAUCAUGCGAAUUUUAAUUGGCGUGCUUCUGCUAUCUGUCGCCAUCUGCUAUUAUUGUUUUGAUUCAUCAAUAGAGGUGGUGAAGAUGGGCGUGCAAGUGCAUCCACUUGAUCACAUAACUUUUGAAACAUCGAAAGCGUUAUUUGACACUUAUAACUUACCACUUCCGCAAAAUGAUUCGCAUUCGAUUGAUCAUGAGAGGUUGUCAAACUUUAUGAAGUUUUACCUUGCUUCUCAUAUGCGCUUUGGUAGUUUCAUAACUGGCUCGAUUUUGGCUGUUAAGUUAUUAAUUAAUAAAAAAGAAAACUUUGUCAACGGCAAUAGAAUCAAAAAGUAUCUCUAUUGGGCUUUAUCCCUGUGCUUAUGUAUAAUGUUAUUUAGCACACGUCCAAGCAUGGAUUUACCAAGGCCACCCAUAGUGUUAAUUUGCUCAGUAAGACAACUCCUCUCAGUUGCUAUAGCAUACAGUUUGUAUACAACAUUGGUGGAUGAAAAAUCCGUCUAUUACAACGGAUAUUUAAAUCAAUUUUUAUCUUCGAAAUUUUUCAAACCGUUCUCAAAACUAAGUUAUUUGGUUUAUUUAAUUCACUGGCGUCUUGCAUUUGAUCUGGUUGGUCGUACGCCACUGAAAAAACUCAUCAAUUACCAUGUUGAUACAGCUGCACUCAUUUGUUUUCCAUUGGUCUUGAUUAUAUCAGAAGCAGUUGCAUGUUGCUGGUAUUGUCUUAUCGAACAACCGUUUAUUAGAUUGACAAAUGCAGUACUAAUAACAUCGAAGAAGAAUAAAUAA
Molecule: messenger RNA, 1233 nt
Organism: Adineta ricciae
Lineage: Eukaryota; Metazoa; Rotifera; Eurotatoria; Adinetida; Adinetidae
Source: the annotation of a GenBank genome assembly